CGAGCGGGUUUUCCCUCACAAUCAGUGUGAUUCCGAACCAGGUGAAAUGUACAAGCUUAUUGCGCUACUCGCGCUCCUCGUCAACGUUUGCCUAGCGUUGCCACCGGCAGAACGCAAUCGGAGGGAGUUGACUUCACUGAGGCUGCCCAACACGACCGUUCCGACGCACUAUGAUUUGUAUCUGGACACGGAUGUGCACCUUGGGGUGAUGGAGUACUCCGGUAAUGUGCGCAUCAGUAUUACGGUCCUGGAAGAUACGAACCAGAUUGUUCUGCACAGUUUGCGCAACGAUAUUCAUCGAUUAGAGUUGUCCAGCAACCAGCUUCCGGUUCCGGUUGAAGGUUUUGAGUUGGAUGCGGAAAAGGAGUUCUUGGUAAUAACAACCAGCAACGUGUUGGUGGCUGGGACGUACUACGUUUUGGAUAUUGACUUUAGUAACAGUUUGGAUCGUGAUGAUAAAGCUGGGUUCUACGUUUCUUCGUACGAAACCGAGGAAGGAGAAACCAGAUAUCUCGGGGUAACCCAAUUUGAGCCAUGCGAUGCCCGAACCGCGUUCCCGUGCUACGAUGAACCGAGCAUUAAAACGACUUACAACAUCAAGAUUGCCUGCGGACUGGAUUACAACGCCAAAGCCAACUCUCCAGCACUCGGAGUUCGGAUUCUUCCUGGCGGCAAGAAACUGACCACCUUCCAAACCACCCCCCGGAUGCAAUCAUACAUAGUGGCCUUCCUCGUGUCGGAUUUCAUCACCGAGCGUCAGAUCAGCAAAGAACCUCACCAGAUUGCCGUCUCGACGCUGGCUCGUCCCACCGCGGCUCACCUGCUGUCGUACUCGGUCGAUGCCUCGGUGAAAUUCCUGCGCACGAUGGAGGAAUACUUUGGCCAGAGCUACGCCAUGUCCAAGAUGGACAACGUGGCCGUCAAUGAUGACCACUUUUGGGCCGGAGCCAUGGAGAACUGGGGGCUGGUGACGUAUCGGGAAUCGGCUAUUCUGUUCGAUCCGGAAACGCAACCGGACAGUGACAAAGUGGGAAUUGUGUCGAUCAUCGCUCACGAGUACGUGCACCAGUUCUUCGGAAAUCUGCUGGCCCCCAAGUGGUGGUCCUUUGUUUGGCUCAACGAGGGAUUUGCCAAUUUGUAUCAGUUUUAUCUGGCCGACAUCAGUCAUCCGGAAACCAACAUGCGCGAACGAUUCGGAGGAGUGCGUGAGACCGCGUUACGAAACGAUGGAGAUCCCACUAUCCGAGCAAUGACGCACUACGUUGAGGAUAGAAAUGAAGUUAAGAGACUAUUUGAUGGGAUCGCUUAUUCCAAAUCUGCCAGUGUCCUGCACAUGUUCAACUACGUCUUUACCGAAACGACGUUCCAGAAAGGACUUAGAUAUUACAUUCAGCAAAACAAAGACAACGGAGUAGUCGAAGACCAGGACCUAUUCGACAGCCUACAGCAAGCAGUCGUCGAGGACGCUAGACUUCCGCUCAGCCUUACGAUGCACGAGGUGUUCAGUUCGUGGUCCAACCAGCCCGGAGCUCCUCUUGUGACAGUGACCCGCGUGGGCACUACCAACGAGUACCUCUUCACCCAGGAGCGAUUCUUUACCGAUCCACAAGAAACCGCACCCUCUCAGUCCUGGUGGAUUCCCAUCACGUACUCCACGUCGAGUGGAGAUGGCAUCUUCUGGAUGCCCCCGGGGGUAUCCGGAGUGAGUUAUGAAAUCGACGGUGAACAGAUAAUGUUUGAUCCCGAAAGUACCGGGUAUUACCGUAUAAAUUACGAUCCCCAAACCUGGACGAACCUUAUCUACGACCUGUACGAAAACACCGACUUCAUUUCAAGACUAUCAAGAUCCAGGCUUAUCGACGACUCGAUGCAACUGGCGCAUGCUGGAAAGCUAGACUAUGGAACUGCCUUCAAAGUGAUUGAUUACCUCCAAGAAGAGACAGAAUUCAUCCCGUGGGCGACUGCAGCCUCCAAUUUUGAGUACUUGCAUCGAAUGCUGCGACAUGAUGAAGAAGUGCUGCAAUAUCUUGAGAGUUACGUUGCACAACUAGCGGAAAAGCUGCUCGUUGAGUAUGGCUUUGAUUCUGUAAAGGGAGAGUCCGCUGAUGCUCAUGAUGCACGCAUGAUAGCUUUGCGAUGGGCUUGCAAUACAAAUCAGCAAUGCCGAGAGGAAGCCUCAAAGCGGAUCGAAACUAUGAGAAAGAGAUCUUCUUUCGCGAUUAACUCAAAAUCAGACCAACAAUUGGUCUGCAAUGAAUUGAGAAGGACCAACUAUGGAGAAUAUGCAACUAUGGUAGAAAACUUGAGAAGUAUGCAUGAUCAGAGAACUCGUAGCAUUAUGAUUGAUGCGAUUACCUGCGCCGAGGACAAGACUGUGAUCAACGACUUACUAGUUUCACUUAGUUCCAAUGACUUUAAAGAAAUUGAGAAACUUCAAAUUAUUCAAAAUAUGUUCAAGAAUUCCAACGUGGGAUUGAACACUGUCAUUGAAAUGCUCAGCAAUCCUGAAUAUUUAUCUAAUAUAAAACUAUCGAAUCGCAACUUGCCCAAACUGUUGCAGACUCUAGCCGAUUACGUGGUCGAGCCUGCGGCAGCAACCAAGCUAAUCGCCAUCGUCCAACGGGAAGCACCCACUCAACUGCUCGCGGUACAAGCUAAGCUACGCGCGAAUCAAAGCUGGAUCCAACGGAACGCGGUCAUCGUUUCGAGCAUGCUGAAGAAUCCCGCCCAAGUGGACCUGCAGCAGUAGGUGAAAUUUGAUUUAUCAAUAAAAUCGAUUGUUCUUUCACCGCUGUUCUA
This is a messenger RNA of Culex pipiens pallens (northern house mosquito), 2799 nucleotides long. RefSeq names its product aminopeptidase N-like. The coding region runs from base 47 to 2749 and encodes 900 amino acids. NCBI's taxonomy places the organism in Eukaryota, Metazoa, Arthropoda, Insecta, Diptera, Culicidae. The transcript is spliced from 7 exons. Gene Ontology annotation, biological process: peptide catabolic process; proteolysis. Gene Ontology annotation, molecular function: peptide binding; zinc ion binding; metalloaminopeptidase activity. Gene Ontology annotation, cellular component: cytoplasm. The record is from RefSeq and is a predicted model, not a curated record.